Messenger RNA from Lactuca virosa, 2569 nucleotides. NCBI's taxonomy places the organism in Eukaryota, Viridiplantae, Streptophyta, Magnoliopsida, Asterales, Asteraceae. The record is from the annotation of a GenBank genome assembly.
AUUAUUUUGUCGAACAAAUUUCAAGAAGACAACAUAUAUUAGCUCAACGUCUAACAAAAUUAACUGAUGAUCAUCACAUGUUGCUCCAAAGGAAACCCGCCAAAAUUCCAUCUUUAUCAGACAUUAUCAAUGUCUCCUCCGGUGCUCUCACUCCUUCCAUCAACAAAGCUUCUUCAUUGUUCAACACCGGAGACAAGACGAUUCCACCACCCGAACUGGGUAAUUCUCUAGAUGACGCUACUUACACGAAACUGAUUCUAUCAUCCACGCAAUCAGGCUGUUCAGCUCACGGGAAACUCGUUCAAUCUCAUAUGGUGAAAACAGGUUUCAAUCCUACCUUAUUUCUACACAACACACUUCUUAACAUGUACUUCAAAUGUAACGAAUCAGACUUAGCUCUCCAACUGUUCGAUGAAAUGCCUGAACGAAAUGUCGUUUCUUGGAAUUCAUUGAUUUCCGGAUACACUCAAUUAGGUCAGUACAUUUUCGCAAAAGAAGCCUUUAUCAAAGCUAGAACCACAGACGUUAACCUCAGUAAGCACACAUUAGCAAGUCUGCUAAGCAUCUGUGCUCAAACUGGUGAUUUGGAACUAGGAAAAGUCAUACAUAGCUUGAUUAUAGUAACUGGUGUAGGCAUAGAUGCGUUUUUAACCAAUCCACUUAUUGCUAUGUAUUCUAAAUGUGGGAGAAUAGAUCAAGCCCGUAUCACAUUCAACAAAUGUAACCAAUUAGAUGACGUUUCUUGGAACUCAAUGAUUUCUGGUUAUGCUAAAUCCAAUUUACACAACGAAAUGCUACAAAUUUUGGUCAAAAUGCAUCAAUGUGAAGUAAGAUUUAGUAGCUAUGUAUUGGGUAGUGUUCUUAAAGCAUGUUGUUCGAAUUUCAAUCAUUCUUUAAUAUGGGGGAAGUUGUUACACUCAUGUUCCAUAAAACUCGGUUGGGAUCUUGAUGUUGUGGUGGGGACCGCAUUACUCGACAUGUAUUCUAAAAUUGGAGAAUUAAACGAUGCAAUUUCAAUCUUUAAUCUUCUUCCCAACAAGAAUGUUGUCAUGUGUAACGCAAUGAUUUCUGGGAUGCUCAAAUUCGGGAACAAAUCAUUGAAUCUUUUUCUUGAAAUGCAAAGGAAUGGAUUUAGGCCUUCUGAAUUUACAUUUUCUACCAUGAUCAAAGCUUGUAUCAUAUCUGAAGAUUUUGAAUUCGGGAAACAAAUCCAUGCACUUAUUUGCAAGAACAAUUUUGAGAAAGAUAAAUACAUAGGGAGUGUUCUCGUUGAGUUCUACUCCAAAUGGAGCUCUAUGGAGGACGCGUUACUCUGUUUUAAAUCAACAAAUAAGCAAGAUAUAGUGACAUGGACAUCAAUGAUUGUGGGUCAUGCUCAAAAUGGUGAAUUUGAAAAGUCAUUGAUUCUUUUUUGCAAAUUGCUUAGUUUUGGAUUGAAACCAGAUGAGUACACGAUUUCAAAUGUGUUGAGUUGUUGUGGGAAUUUGGGUAGUGUGAGAUGUGGUGAGGGGAUUCAAUGUUAUUUGGUGAAAGGUGGAAUUGGUGAUUCCGGAGUUGUGUUGAAUGCUUUGAUACAUAUGUAUGGAGAGUCGGGUGAUAUAGAGAGUGCAAAUCGGGUGUUUGAGGUGGCUGAUAAAUGUGAUGUGGUGGCAUGGAGUAGUAUGAUUUGUAGUAGUGCACAUCAUGGAUCUGCUAAAGAGACUUUGAGGGUUUUUGAGAUGAUGAUAGAAAGUGGGAUUGUGCCUAAUGAUGUGGCGUUUCUUGGAGUUCUUACUGCGUGUAGUCAUGGAGGACUUGUUGAGGAAGGACUCAGAUAUUAUGAAACUAUGAAGGGCGAAUACGGUAUUUCACCAACGGAAAAGCACUGCGCGUGUAUGGUAGACCUAUUAGGGCGUGCCGGAAGGCUAUCCGAAGCCAAAACUUUCAUCAUGAAUUCAAAUUUCAAAAAUACACCGGUGAUGUGGCGGGCCCUACUAAGUUCUUGUAGGAUUCACAAAAACACGGAGGUUGGAAAACAAGUAGCGGAAACAUUAAUCGAGUUGGAGCCGGAAUCAUCUUCUUCUUAUGUCCUUCUUUACAACAUCUACACUGACGCCGGAAUGGAAUCGGCAGCUAUAAAAAUAAGAGACUUGAUGAGUACCCGAAGGAUUAAAAAGGAACCGGGUUUGAGUUGGAUUGAGGUAGGGAAUCGAGUGAGUUCAUUUUUGGUUGGUGAUAAAUCGCAUCCACAAAGUGAAAGUAUAUAUGUGAAGUUAAAUGAUGUGUUUGAGAAAAUUAAGAAAGUUGGUUAUCGAAAUGAGAAAAAGGGGAAUGGUUUUAUGGUGAAUCCGCAUAGUGAAAAGCUUGCGGUGUGUUUUGGUUUGAUUAGUUUGGGUCGAGGUGCUCCUUUGAGGGUGAUGAAGAAUUUGAGAGUUUGUGAAGAUUGUCAUGUUGUAAUGAAGUUGAUAUCGAAAGUUGAAAAGAGAGAAAUAGUUUUGAGAGAUCCGAUUCGGUUUCAUCGGUUUAGAGAUGGGAUUUGUUCUUGUGGGGAUUAUUGGUGAAAGAUUUAGUAAUUCAUUAUUGAAGGGUU